This is a messenger RNA of Lampris incognitus (smalleye Pacific opah), 1399 nucleotides long. RefSeq names its product cornifelin homolog. The coding region runs from base 58 to 579 and encodes 173 amino acids. The transcript has 3 exons. NCBI's taxonomy places the organism in Eukaryota, Metazoa, Chordata, Actinopteri, Lampriformes, Lampridae. The record is from RefSeq and is a predicted model, not a curated record.
CGCCAUGUGAAACUGUUGUUUACGCCUUUCAGGUUUUUCCUUGUUUGUGUGAUCACCAUGGCAACAAAUGUGAUAAUCAACAGUCAGCAACCGACUAUGAUAGCAGUCCACUCGAACCAGUGGAGUACCGGCAUCUGUGGCUGCUGUGAUGACGUCAAAGUCUGUUGCUUUGCCUACUGGUGUUUUCCUUGCUUUGCCUGCGUCACCACGUCAGAGUUUGGAGAGUGCUUCUGUCUGCCUUUGAUGGAUGUGAUGUGGUCCCCUCUCCAGAUUGCGGGAAUCCCAUCAUGCACCUCACCUGUGUCCAUGUCCAUGAGGGCCGCUGUGAGGAACCGCUAUGGCAUCCAGGGGGACAUGGUAGGUGACUGUGUGUACACCACCUUCUGCAACAUUUGUUCCUGGUGCCAGAUUGCGAGGGAGAUCAAGAGGCGCAGCCAGACUCUCACCAUCAUCAACGCCCAGCCGACUGUGAUGGGGACUCAGCCGAUGCUAAUGACCACCCAUGCAGGAGUCAUCGCCUCCCAGCCAAAGAUCUCCACAUUUCCCACUCAGGGUGUCUUGACCACCAGGGUCAUGUGACCCAUGAUUGAUUUGUGACUUCACUGAUUGAAUCCCUAAGUUAGUUUGUAGACCUCUGCAUGUCAUGUAUGUGUUACUAUGAAAUCCGGCCGGUGCAAGUGCUAAACAGGGGGCAAGCUUAGAUCGUUAUGUAUGAGAAUGUGUUUCUCCUGUUUCAUCAUAAAUGAAACGGAAGUUUGACAUUUGUAAUGUCACUUGUGUUACCGUAUACCAUGGGUUAUAGAGCUAUUUGCUGGAAAGAAACCCCCCCCGCCCCCCAAUGAUACCAUUAAAUGAGAGUCUGGUGUGGUUGUGUGAAAGCUGAAUAAAGCAAUUUGGUUUAUUGACAUGGUAAUAUGCCUCAUACAGAAGCUAGACUGUCAGCUUUCUUUAGCCUCUCCAGAAGAGACAAGUGAAUGUGGUCCAGCAGCCCUGUAGCCUUGAGACAGUCUGUAGUUUCAUGGUUUGGAAUUUCAUAACACCGAAGAGAAAGAGGUCAGAGGAGAGGAGGGGAAGGCUGCGGCUUUCUGAUAUGACUGUUCACAAGUAACAGGCCGGGUCAUUGUAAUCAUCCAUGCUCACUUUACUUUCCCUCCGCCGUGGCCUUGCCGCUUCCACCCUCCCUCAUUCCUUCUUUCCCCUCCACCCUCCCAUCCAACUCUCUGUCCCUCGCCCUGAUCUCCUUUUCUUUCAUUCCUCUCCUUGCUCCCAUCUUUCCCACAGUGCAGUAGGAACAGUUAUGCAUUAAGAGACAGUGUAAAGUCUGAAUUUUUAUCUCAACCAAUACAGUCCUCAUGUAUCCAAGUUAGAAAUAUAUCAUGAAAAAUAAAAGAUCAAAAUA